AAUUCGAGGCAGCUAGAAAUAUUCUCUCUAAUGUUUGCAUUAUUUACAAAUGUUUUAUUUCCUUUUCUUCUGGUAGAUACACCACAAAAUGGCCGCCGCAUGACACAAUCGACGCCGAUUGUUAGCAGCUCACUACAACAGCAGGUGGACAGGAAGACACCGCCAACAUGUCUGACAAGAAGAUGUCAUCCAGCCGCCGGCAUCACCUCAAGAGUUUGAUCCUGCACAUCGCCUUCGCCUGGAUCGAGCAGGAGAAGAAAGACCUGGUGGUGACCAAGCAGGCCUACAUGGCCGAGCACUGUGUCAGACCCAGCAUGAGCGGAGACCAGGCCGCCCUCAUGGAAACGUGCAGGAAGCUCAACGCCCUCAUCGAGAAGGUGGACGAGGAGCGGUACGACAUGGAGGCCAAGGUCAACAAAGCCGACAAAGAGAUUGAAGACCUGAAGAUCAAAGUCAUCGACCUGGCGGGAGUCAAGAAGCCCGCCCUGAAGAAGGUGCGCAUGUCUGCCGACGCCAUGUUGAAAGCUCUGCUGGGCUCCAAACACACCGUCAACAUGGAGCUCAGGGCCAACCUCAAGCAGGUCAAGAAGGAGGUCAAAGAGGAGCCAGCAGAGGCGGUGGGCGACUGGCGGAAGAACAUUGAAGACAAAGCGGACAGGAAGAAGAUGUUUGAGACCUCCUAAAAGAAUUUGCUCGUUGCACUUUUCAUUUCCCGUGGAAUCUUUCAUUAAAUCUUGUCUCACUUUCACUUUUCACGUGUCCUCACUUCCUGCCCCCGUCAGCAUGCUUCACUUCCUGCUCUCCAUCGACUGUUAUGUCGGCUUGUGCUAA
This is a messenger RNA of Dunckerocampus dactyliophorus (ringed pipefish), 831 nucleotides long. Its product is annotated as troponin I, fast skeletal muscle-like. Gene Ontology annotation, biological process: muscle contraction. The record is from RefSeq and is a predicted model, not a curated record. The coding region runs from base 168 to 683 and encodes 171 amino acids. Gene Ontology annotation, cellular component: troponin complex. NCBI's taxonomy places the organism in Eukaryota, Metazoa, Chordata, Actinopteri, Syngnathiformes, Syngnathidae. The transcript is spliced from 7 exons.